Messenger RNA from Limanda limanda (common dab), 3799 nucleotides. Its product is annotated as aminopeptidase N-like. Lineage: Eukaryota; Metazoa; Chordata; Actinopteri; Pleuronectiformes; Pleuronectidae. Gene Ontology annotation, biological process: proteolysis; peptide catabolic process. Gene Ontology annotation, cellular component: cytoplasm. The transcript has 21 exons. The record is from RefSeq and is a predicted model, not a curated record. Gene Ontology annotation, molecular function: metalloaminopeptidase activity; zinc ion binding; peptide binding. Bases 212 to 3100 code for a protein of 962 amino acids.
GAUCACUCCAGCUCAACUUGUGCAUCUCAUGCAGACUCACAUCAGGGCUUGCAUUGGACAGGAUCAGGCUACCCAGGGUUUGGUGUUAUGAAAAUGUGUUUUUUGCCAUGUUAAUAGUUCAACGAUUAACUGAGGAAGAAGGACACGCACUGUGCUGGACAAACACGGACUGAGACUCCUCACUGUCCUGCUCUCACCUGCUGAAUCAGACAUGGGGAAAGUCUACUACAUCAGUAAAAAUGUGGGCCUUGCAAUGCUUGUAUUAGCGUUCUGUGCAUUGGCCACAAUUAUAGCUUUGUCCGUUGCUUAUAACAACGAAAGAGUCAAGAAUCGUAGCAGACCUGGAGGUGGAGCAACAGACAACACCAGCCUGCCUACACCCCCGACUACACCCUUCACCCCAAAGGAGCCCUGGGACCACUACAGACUUCCAGACUCCCUGGUUCCUGUCUCUUACAAUGUGACCCUGUGGCCACGGCUGGAGCCCAACGCAGAAGGCCUGUACAUCUUCACUGGACGCUCAGCAGUGAUCUUUAAAUGUGUGAAGGAAACGGACCUCAUCAUCAUCCAUUCCAAUAAGCUGAACCUCACUGGGCAACAGGCUAGGCUGGGUGGCCUGGGUCAUGUCUCUGCGCCCGCUGUACGGAAGACUUGGUUUGUGGUGAAGACAGAGUUUCUGGUUCUUCAGCUGCACAGCAGACUCUCUGCAGGAGCGACCUAUGUACUUCACACUGAGUUUCAGGGAGAGCUGGCGGACGACCUGGAGGGCUUCUACAGGAGUGAAUACGUUGAGGCUGGUGUCAAGAGAGUUGUUGCUACCUCGCAGAUGCAAGCAACGUACGCCAGGAAAUCCUUCCCUUGCUUUGACGAGCCAGCCAUGAAAGCUGUCUUCAACGUCACGAUCAUUCACGACCAAAGCAAAGUGGCUCUGUCCAACGGCAUGGAUAUUGGUGCUGCAGACACUGUCAUCGAUGGCAUUCCUGUCAGAGUAACUACAUUUGAGCCCACAGAGAGAAUGUCCACAUAUCUGCUGGCAUUUAUCGUCAGUGACUUUGUCAGCAUUCAGUCAAACCUAAACAACGAUCUGCUGAUCCGAAUCUGGGCUCGGAAAUCAGCCAUAGAUGACGGGCAGGGAGACUACGCUCUCAAUGUAACGGGGCCAAUCCUUCAGUUCUAUGAGCACUACUACAACGCUACAUAUCCACUCUCCAAGUCAGAUCAGAUAGCUCUGCCCGACUUCAAUGCUGGAGCCAUGGAGAACUGGGGCCUGAUCACAUACAGGGAGACGGCUUUGCUCUAUGACCCCAUCUUAUCCUCCACUGGAAACAAAGAGAGAAUUACAACUGUCAUCGCCCAUGAACUUGCACACAUGUGGUUUGGCAACCUGGUGACACUGCGAUGGUGGAAUGACCUGUGGUUAAACGAGGGCUUUGCAUCGUACGUAGAAUACUUGGGUGCAAACCAUGCUGAGCCCACCUGGAAUAUGAAAGACCAGAUCAUUCUAUCUGACGUGCACAAGGUUUUCCAAGUGGACGCCCUCGCCUCCUCUCACCCGCUGUCCCGCCGAGAAGAGGAGGUCAACGACCCUCCACAGAUCAGCGAGAUGUUUAACACCAUCUCCUACAGCAAGGGAGCGGCCGUGCUGAGGAUGCUGUCAGAGUUUCUCACUGAGCCUGUGUUUGCCAGAGGACUCAGUUCCUACCUGAACACAUUUGCCUUCAGCAACACGGUGUAUACAGACCUUUGGGACCAUCUCCAAGAGGCAGCUGACAACACACCAGGUUUUCAUAUUCCAGCCACUGUCCAUGACAUCAUGAACCGCUGGACCCUCCAGAUGGGCUUUCCAGUGGUCACUAUUGACACCCGGACAGGAAGUAUCACUCAGAAACACUUCCUGGUGGAUCCAGAAUCUGUUGUGGAGAGGCCCUCUCAGUUCAAUUAUACAUGGUAUGUCCCCAUUAAAUGGAUGAAGACAGGAGUGGAGCAGCAGCAGUACUGGCUUCUUCAGAAGACAGAAACCAACAGUCGGAUGAGGGUGUCAGGAAACGACUGGGUGCUGGCAAACACCAACGUAUCUGGAUACUUCAGGGUGAACUAUGAUCUUGACAACUGGGAUCGUCUUCUGUCCUCGCUCAGCACCAACCACCAGGCCUUAUCAGUCAUCAACAGAGCACAGAUCAUAGAUGAUGCCUUCAACCUAGCAAGAGCUAAAAUAGUAAGUACAACAUUAGCCCUGACAACCACCAAAUACCUGCACAAGGAGAGAGACUACAUCCCCUGGGAGUCAGCUCUAGCAAACCUCAACUACUACAUCCUCAUGUUUGAUCGCACUGAGGUCUACGGAGCUUUACAGGCAUACCUCAAGAAGCAGAUACAGCCACUUUAUGAGCACUUCAAGGCAACAACAGAUAACUGGACCAAAAUACCAACAGGCCACACUGACCAGUACAAUCAGAUGAAUGCGAUCGGGGUGGCCUGUAGUGUGGGUGUGGGAGAAUGUAGAGAGUUGAUCCAAAGAUGGUUCAGAGAGUGGAUGGCCAAUCCAAGUCACAACCCGAUCCAUCCCAACUUGAAAAACACAGUUUACUGCAGUGCCAUAGCUUAUGGUGGCGUGGAAGAGUGGGACUUUGCUUGGACCAUGUUCAAGAACUCUACACUGGCCUCUGAGUCUUCCAGGCUGAGGGCAGCCAUGAGCUGCGCCAAGGCACCUUGGCUUUUGAACAGGUAUCUGGAAUACACCCUGGACCCGACUAAGAUCCGAAAGCAGGACGCCACCUCCACCAUUCAGCGUAUCUCACAAAAUGUUGUAGGAAUGCCUCUGGCCUGGAACUUCAUCAGAGCUAAAUGGAGCUACAUUUACAAGCAGUAUGGAACAGGAUCAUUUUCCUUCGCUAGUCUUAUCAAUGGAAUCACAAGGAGAUUCUCCACAGAAUUCGAGCUACAGGAGCUGAAGAAGUUUAAAGAGGACAACCUCCAUGUUGGUUUUGGCUCAGCCACCUUGGCCCUGGAGCAGGCCAUUGAAAAGACCACAGCCAACAUCAGAUGGGUGGCAGAGAACAAAGCCCAGGUGCUGCGGUGGUUUACUGACGAGUCCAAGUGAGAAGACUUGAGAAGUCCAAACUACAUUAAGUCUUGUUGAAUUUACUGUCAGGGAUAUGUAAUACUAAAGGUAAUAAUCAUCAGGAACAUCAAAGGACCAGUCCCUUUUUUAAGACAACUGGUUCGACAGUACAACAGUGUGCAACAGAUUCAGUGUAAAGUAACUGGCAUAAGAUGACUUGACUACAUGAUUCAAUGUAUGUUUCAUAGUGGUGAAUGAAUAAAUGUAACUGCCAUCUCUGGUUGUCCUUUGACUCUAUUAACAGUUAUUUCUACUGUCAAAAUGCUUUAAUCUGUUUCUUUUCAUUUCUUCAUACUUCACUUUAUAAGGUCUUGCUUACUACAGUGUAUUGAAUCCAUUUAAACCACAAACAUGAACCAUGAAUCUCAGUAUGGAACACCAGAGCAGCUACAGCGAUCACUGGGACUGAUCUUACAUCAUAUUAUGAUGAGUAAAGUAAUCAUGGAGGAAUGUUAACUGCCUGACCAUACAAACGUUUUACUUCAUUUCAGAGUGACUGUGUGUUGGUGUGUACCUCAAAGUUUUCUUUGCUCUGCUUUUUUCCUCUAAAUUAGCAUUUCCUGAGGCUCCCUCUAUGUUAAGUCUGCAAACUGGGUAUCUUUACAUUGAGAAUCGUAUUGCACUUGAUUUUGUAAAAAGUGAACUUACUGAAUAAAAAAUACCCAGAUUUCUAUUAAA